This is a messenger RNA of Penicillium paradoxum, 1803 nucleotides long. Its product is annotated as alkaline phosphatase. Gene Ontology annotation, molecular function: alkaline phosphatase activity. The transcript has 2 exons. Gene Ontology annotation, biological process: dephosphorylation. The record is from RefSeq and is a predicted model, not a curated record. The coding region runs from base 1 to 1803 and encodes 600 amino acids. NCBI's taxonomy places the organism in Eukaryota, Fungi, Ascomycota, Eurotiomycetes, Eurotiales, Aspergillaceae. Gene Ontology annotation, cellular component: fungal-type vacuole membrane.
AUGGCGCGGGAAGAGUCCCACCUGGCUCCGCGUCCGUCCUACGACGAUGGCUCAUCGACCCAAAACGACGAAGACUACGCCUUGUUGACCGGCGAGCGAUCGACUCGUCGGCACGAUGGACGGAUCCGGACUUCCUGGAGGGAAAUUGGAGUGUUUGCUUGGGCUCUUGUUGCAACGGUUUUGGUAAUUGUGCUGGCUGUGAUCUAUCCACACAAGCCAGCGGAAUCUCACAACCAUUAUUCGUCCAACACAACCUGGGGUCCUGGAGGCAAGCCAACCGGGAAGAGAAAUUUGAUUUUCAUGGUUUCUGAUGGCAUGGGACCUACCAGUCUCUCCCUAACUCGAAGCUAUCGGCAAUACAAGGACGACCUACCGCUUGGCGACAUUCUGGUUUUGGAUAAACACCACAUUGGAACUUCCCGCACUCGAUCAAGCUCUAGCUUAGUGACAGACUCUGCAGCUGGAGCAACGGCUUUCUCCUGUGGCCGUAAGAGCUACAACUCUGCUAUCUCGGUGCUCCCUGACCACUCGCCUUGCGGAACUGUCCUUGAGGCUGCUGCGUUGGCGGGCUAUAAGACAGGUCUGGUUGUCACCACUCGCCUGACGGAUGCGACACCAGCAUGCUUUGCGGCACAUGCCAAUCUGCGAAACUACGAAGAUCUGAUUGCGGCGCAAGAAGUUGGAGAACAUCCGCUCGGUCGGGUAGUGGAUCUUCUGCUUGGCGGUGGACGGUGCCAUUUCUUGCCUAACUCCCAGGAAGGCAGCUGCCGUGGCGAUGAUCAUGAUCUAGUCAAGGUUGCUGCUGAUAAUGGUUUCGGUUAUAUUGAUGACCGCGCGGGCUUCGAUAGCCUCAAGGGCGGCGAUAAUGUCAGUCUGCCCCUGCUGGGUCUCUUCGCGAAUAGGGAUAUUCCUUUUGAGAUCGAUCGCCGUACUCAAAAUGAGACAUAUCCCUCUUUGGAGGAAAUGACUCGCACUGCUUUGAAGGCUCUGAGCAAGGCCACCGAGGAUAGCGAGCAAGGAUUCUUCGUCCUGAUUGAGGGCUCCCGCAUCGAUCAUGCCGGCCAUAGCAAUGAUCCUGCCGCUCAAGUGCAUGAGGUUUUGGCUUAUGACAGGGCCUUUGCAGCCGCACUCGAGUUCCUGGAGAAUGAUUCUACCCCUGGUGUGAUCGUCAGCACAUCCGACCACGAAACCGGUGGUCUCUCUGCGGCACGACAGCUGCACAAGAGCUACCCCGAAUAUUUAUGGCUUCCAGAAGUUCUGGACAAGGCUAGCCAUUCUGGCGAAUAUCUUGCCGUCCAACUGGAGGAGUAUCUCUCUGGCUCAGGCAAAGACGACAAGGAUUCGGCCAAACAGGCUUGGAUUCGGGAAAACCUUCUUGAGAAUGGGCUUGGUAUCGAGGAUGCUACAGAUGCCGAAGUAGACGCCUUGCUCCACCCAGACCCCCAGAUCACUACAGAACACGUGUUUACAGAUAUUAUCAGUCGCCGAGCCCAGAUUGGCUGGAGCACUCAUGGACAUUCCGCUGUCGACGUCAACAUCUAUGCGUCGUCUUCCAGGGACGCUUGGCCGUUGGCUGGCAAUCAUGAGAAUACCGAGGUGGGAGAGUUCCUCGCAGACUAUCUCGACCUCAAUGUCGACAAUGUCACCAAGUUGCUCCAGGAUACCAAGUCUGGAAUCUUGCAAUCAUAUGACUGGAUGGGUGAUCGUCUCGGUAUGACUUUCCAUACGGACGGACUGGAUGGAUACCACGGAGACUUCAAGAAGCGAUCUACCGAUGACUGUGGAUGUGGUGCUGCCCACUAG